AUGGUUCAGGAAGCUUCAGAUGCCAGAGGCCCCUCUGUGGUUGCUGCCAAGGAUCAAGAGCUGGACCUUGAUUAUCAUGAGGAUUCAAUUCAGGUGUCCACACAAGAAUCGUCUAAACAGACGAAGGCUGCACAAUCCAUGUCUCGCGAUUCCGACGAGGAAGACGAAUGGGCUGAACUAGCCAUGACCGUCAAGCUGUGCCUUGCUACCGCUGCUCCCUCGCAGAAACUACUGGAAGAACACGUGAAGCUGGCUCCAUCAGGAGAAUACGACUUCUUGGAAAUCUCUAUGGCAUCAAGCGCAAAGGGAUCAGGUUCUGGAGGUUGGUCUCCCACUUCUGUUCUGGAUGGUUCCCCAUUCAAGCCCUCCAACUGGCACAGCAGGAAACCUGAAGGAUCACCUCAUUCUCUCAAUAACGAGCAGCAUGAGCAGAAGCAGCAGAACCAGCAGCAGUCGACUGCUCAGUGGACCGCGCUUUCCGCGCAGCCGUGCUUGCUGUUGCCGUCUCAGCGUGUGGUUGUGGAUGUGUCCUUCAGGCAGCAGUUUGAAGUGGCUCGCCCGACCCCUCGCUAUGCCGAGCUUCUCUCGCAGCUUCCGUCCGUGUUCGUCGGCGGACGUCAGCGUCUCAAACCACUUGUCACCGCUCUGGCUACUGCCAUGAACCUGUCACUCCAAAGCAGUGGAAUCGCGAUAGCUCCCUGGCGCCGUACUAAGUACCUCUUAAGCAAGUGGUUCCCCACAACGGAUGCUGGAACUGCUAUCCCUGAGGCUCGCACCCAGAUCCUACCAGAGAUGGUAGCGGGAGACCUUCCUACCCCUGUGGCAGCCGUGCCUACGAACCUGCCAGUCGCAACGACUGCUGAAUUGGUUGCUGCUGCGACCAUGAAAGCUGCUGACGCCUUACCUGGCUUCAUAGCAAUGCCUGUAGCUGCCGGUGUGGUGAACGACUCAUGCCAGAAUGGCGAGAAGGGGCUUGGCAAUACUGGAAGCACCAAGGUUCCUCGGGUAGUGACCGACAGCCUGGCAGAGAUGUCUCAGCUGCAGCUGCUGGCAAGCAAGGAGGUCCUCAAGUGCUGCCACCACCACAAUCUGGCACACCAGAAGAAUACCAAUGUCUCUUCAGCUGCUGCUGGUGCCACUGGUGCUGCUGGUGUGGUAGGGUUUGCUGUUGAUGACUGGAAGCCUCCCGCAGUGGCUGCCAAGCGGCGGCCUGCUUGCAGGGAGGGCAGUCUGUCCCUCUGCAUGCGCCUUCAGGAGAGGGAGGAGGGGGAGCUGUAUUGA
Molecule: messenger RNA, 1281 nt
Organism: Closterium sp. Naga37s-1
Lineage: Eukaryota; Viridiplantae; Streptophyta; Zygnematophyceae; Desmidiales; Closteriaceae
Source: the annotation of a GenBank genome assembly